Messenger RNA from Homalodisca vitripennis (glassy-winged sharpshooter), 2193 nucleotides. Its product is annotated as organic cation transporter protein-like. Gene Ontology annotation, molecular function: transmembrane transporter activity. Gene Ontology annotation, biological process: transmembrane transport. The coding region runs from base 117 to 1667 and encodes 516 amino acids. Lineage: Eukaryota; Metazoa; Arthropoda; Insecta; Hemiptera; Cicadellidae. Gene Ontology annotation, cellular component: membrane. The record is from RefSeq and is a predicted model, not a curated record. The transcript is spliced from 11 exons.
AAUCGCUGCGCCUGCAGUCCUGAGUAGGCAGCACGCAGUACAGGUCCGUCUCUUCAGCGCCUAGCCACCACAGUCUGUGCCCGACUGUCCAGACGUACUGUCGCACCGCCUCCAAGAUGACUUCCAGAAACAAAGAUGACCCCAAGGUCAUGGACGAGGAGGAGCUGGCGCAGAAAGCUAUGGGAGAUUGUGGUCGGUGGCAGCUGACUAUAAUCCUGCUCCUCUCACUCCUGAAACUUCCUAUCUCCUGGACACAACUUGGAAUAGUCUUCCUGGCAGCUCCUGUCCCCUUCCGGUGUGCCAACAGCAGCUAUGCCUGUCUCACCGAGGACAGAGACUCGUGCUCGGAAUGGAAAUACGACCGAUCCGUUUUCUCUGAGACAAUAGUUACCGAGUGGGACCUGGUGUGCUCCAGGAGUCAGCUUGUGAACAUCACUCAGAUGGUGCUCAUGAUCGGAAUUCUGAUUGGCAACAUCAUCUUCAGCAUCGCUGCUGAUAGAUACGGACGGAAGAUGCCGCUGAUCCUGAGCGGAGUCCUGCAGAUGGCAACAGGAUGCUGCGCCAGUUUCGCACCAUGGUUCAGUGUCUUCCUGAUCCUUCGCUUCCUGCAAGCCGUGGCCACUGGUGGGGCGAUGACCAUCGGGUUCGUCUUGUGCAUGGAAAUACUAAGCGGCAAAUGGCGGACUACGGUCACGACCCUCUCACACAUCCCCUACAGCAUCGGACACGAGACUAUGGUCGGCAUCGCCUACUACACCAGGAACUGGAGGCUCUUCCAACUGGCAGUCAGUCUUCCGUCGAUCCUGAUCAUCACAUUUAUAUGGCUCAUCCCGGAGAGUCCUCGGUGGCUGAUGGCUGUCGGCCGCCACGAGGAGGCCUUGCAGAUCCUCAAGAGUGCUGCGGCCGCCAACAGGAAUCAACUGCCGGACGAAAUCGCUUUCUCCAAAACAGAAAAGCAGCGCAUUCAGAUGGAGGAGAAGAAGCCCACGAUUCUGGACUUGCUGCGGACACCCAACUUGCGCAAGAGGACUUUGGCCAUGUGCUUCAACUGGAUGGCUUGCGGCCUCGGGUUCUAUGGGCUGGCUCAGUACAUCAGUACCAUCGGAGGGAACGUCUUCAUCAACGUAGCAAUCUCAGGAAUGUUUGUGAUCCCUGCCAUGAUGGUUACUCUAUUGACCUUGGACAGGUUCGGCCGCAAAGCGACGUUGAUCGGCGGUCACAUCUUAGCCUCCAUAUCCUGCUUCCUCAUCAUAUUCUUCCCUGAAGUUCCUGGAAAAUCUGAUCUGCCCAGGGUCGCUCUGGCCAGCCUGGGGAUUCUAGGAAUCUGUACAUCGUUCACCACCGUCUACUUGUACUCAGGGGAGCUGUUCCCUACAGUGGUCCGCAACGUGGGGAUCGGCUCAGGCUCGAUGAGCGCAAGAGUUGGCUCAAUGAUUGCUCCUUUCGUCGCAUCUCUGAGUUCUGGCAGUGACAUCUUGACGCCUCUGGUGUUCAGUCUGGUACCUCUGACUGCUGCCAUCCUUGGACUUCUUCUCCCAGAGACCAAGGGAUGCCAACUACCCCAGACAAUAGAAGAGGGGGAGGCAUAUGGAAGCGGAACUGAAACAACAAACAAAAACCUGGCGGGUGUCAGAAACGAUGCCUUCGAGAACGAUCGUCAGGUGUAGAGGAGCAGAGAGUGUAGGAGAGUAACUAUACCUCCGACAGGCGAGGAGAGCGCAGCGAGCUCGGAGAAUAUGUGGUGGUCCACCAUUAAUGUGAUAGUUAUGCCUCCAAAGAUUCCAAUAACUUAAGAAAAUCCUAUAAGGCAAAGUGCUUUUACAAAUUAGUUUUUAAUGAACAAUGUGAAUUUUUAGCGAAAACGACAGUUUUGCAAACCUUGGCACAUUAACAUAGGUUAAGUAAUCGAUCUGAACCAAACAAUAAAACAUGUAAAUAAUGUAUGUAUUUUUCCUAUAUACUGUAAAUAUUAGCCUUAAGACACUUUACGCUGUAACUCGAUAUGUAUAGUGGAUGUCAAGUAACUAUACAAUAGACUGUUCCAUUACCUUGAUUCGUUUCUCACUUAAGCUAUUUAUUGUUGAUAAGGCUUGUACACACCAUUGCCAAAUUAUGUAUAUAAUAGUUUUAAGUAAACUCCUAUGGAAAGUAUUUUAAUGUUUGAAUAAAGAUUACUGUGUUUAAACACGAAAA